Heterobasidion irregulare TC 32-1 is the source of this 411-nucleotide messenger RNA. RefSeq lists its product as uncharacterized. The transcript is spliced from 6 exons. Lineage: Eukaryota; Fungi; Basidiomycota; Agaricomycetes; Russulales; Bondarzewiaceae. Bases 1 to 411 code for a protein of 136 amino acids. The record is from RefSeq and is a predicted model, not a curated record.
AUGCCUUACAUGCAAAUAACGGGUCCUGUGAAGUCAAAAGAGAGAGAGAGCUUUCUCACAUUUUACGAUGGUAAUGGUCUUAAGGAUAGGAUCGCACUUCCAGUGUCAUUGCUUAUGUUGUCUCCUAUGUCUUACAGCAAAGAACAUGCUGCACAAAUCUGGAGGCCAGAAAAUAUCCCUUCCAGCAUGGCAGCUUUGAGUUUCUUGCUGGCCAUUGCUAAGCGGUUAAUUCCAAUGCAUAUGCUGAUAUCUGACCUUUUGGUCGCGUGCAAGGUGUACCCUGAUCUAUCUCUUGAACAUUCUUUAUCCACUUUGUUUCUGUCUGGGAAUCGAUGGAUCAUGCAAAAAAUAGCAUUUCAUUGGCUGCACAUUCUAGGAGUCGACAUCAUCAGUGCACCACUGAAGACAUAG